GUUGUCGCUGUCAGUCAGGCGGCGCGAGGCGGUGUCGGCGCGGGCUGCGUCCCUCCUUUCCUUAGAGAAGCGGGAUGUGAGGCGGCGCCGCCGGAGAGGAAGCACCAUGAGCGGCGCAGGGCCCCCGCAGCCUCCAGCGUGCCCCGGCCCCGGAGGCGACUCAGAGCCGCCUCCAGCCCCUCCACCAGACGCCCCUCCGUCCAUGCUGAGCGUCGACGUCCCCGGCUUAGUGUCGCAGUUCGCCCGCGCCUUCGCCCUCGUCUUCCCGGUCUACGUCCUGGGCUACCUGGGGCUCAGCUUCAGCUGGGUCCUCAUCGCUUUGCUCGGCCUCUUCUGGAUCCGGAGGCACCGCGGAGGGAAGAACUCCCGCCUCGGACGGGCCCUCGCCUUCCUCCGCGACGAGGAGCGAGCCGUCAGGCUCACCAUCGCCACCGGGGACCUGCCCGCAUGGGUUCACUUUCCAGACACAGAAAGAGCAGAAUGGCUAAAUAAGACUGUAAAGCACAUGUGGCCUUUCAUUUGCCAGUUUAUUGAAAAACUUUUCCGGGAAACCAUAGAACCAGCAGUCAGAGGAGCAAACAGUCACCUGAGUACUUUCAGUUUCACAAAAAUUGAUGUAGGACAUCAGCCCCUUAGGAUUAAUGGUGUUAAAGUCUACACUGAAAAUGUGGAUAAAAGGCAGAUCAUUUUGGAUCUUCAAAUCAGUUUUGUUGGCAAUUGUGAAAUUGACUUGGAGAUCAAGAGAUACUUCUGCAGAGCUGGUGUGAAGAGUAUACAAAUUCAUGGUACGAUGAGAGUUAUAUUGGAGCCUUUGCUAGGAGACAUGCCCUUAAUUGGAGCACUGUCAUUGUUUUUCCUUAGGAAACCACUUUUGGAAAUUAACUGGACAGGACUGACCAAUCUUCUGGAUAUUCCAGGACUAAAUGGCUUAUCAGACACUAUAAUACUAGAUAUAAUAUCCAAUUAUCUGGUGCUUCCAAAUCGGAUCACUGUUCCUCUUGUCAGUGAGGUGCAGAUUGCUCAGUUGCGGUUUCCUAUACCAAAGGGUGUACUAAGAAUACACUUCAUUGAAGCUCAGGAUCUUGAAGGAAAAGAUACUUACUUAAAGGGAAUUGUUAAGGGAAAAUCUGAUCCUUAUGGAAUCGUUCGUGUGGGUAAUCAAAUUUUCCAAAGCAAAGUCAUCAAAGAAAAUCUCAAUCCAAAGUGGAAUGAAGUUUAUGAGGCCUUAGUGUAUGAGCACCCAGGACAGGAGUUGGAGAUUGAGCUUUUUGAUGAGGAUCCAGACAAGGAUGACUUUCUGGGAAGUCUAAUGAUAGACUUAACUGAAGUCGAAAAGGAGCGCUACUUAGAUGAGUGGUUUACUUUGGAUGAAGUCUCCAAAGGAAGAUUGCAUUUAAAACUCGAAUGGCUCACAUUGAUGCCUAAUGCAGAGAAUCUUGACCAGGUGCUAAAAAUCAUAAGAGCUGAUAAAGACCAAGCUAAUGAUGGACUUUCCUCAGCAUUACUUAUUCUUUAUUUGGAUUCAGCAAGAAACCUACCAAGUAUCUACGAGGGAAACUUUGGGUGUGGAUACUUAAAAGAGAGGAGAGCUUCGGGACUAGUCUUUUGUGAAAAUACUACCUCACUCUAUAGAGCACUAUUUCAUAAUCCAUUAGAUUAUAAUCCAGAAGCCUUGAAGAAGUCUGCUGUUCAGAAAGCUCUAAAGUCAGGAAAGAAAAUAAACAGCAACCCCAAUCCCCUUGUCCUAUUCACUGUCGGACACAAGGCACAAGAAAGUAAGAUCCGGUACAAGACAAAUGAACCAGUGUGGGAAGAAAACUUCACUUUCUUUGUUCACAACCCUAGGCGGCAAGAGCUAGAAGUUGAGGUCAAAGAUGAACAGCACCAGUGUUCAUUGGGAAAUUUUAAGCUUCCCCUAAGCCAACUCCUAGCAAGUGAAGAUCUAACUAUGCAUCAGAGAUUUCAUCUUAGCAAUUCUGGCCCAAACAGCACUGUAAACAUGAAGAUUGCACUCAGGAUCCUUUCUCUUGAAAAGCAAGAGAGGUCACCAGACCACCAACACUCAGCCCAAGUGAAGAGGCCCUCUGUUUCCAAAGAUGCAAGAAAAGGUUCUUUCAAGCCUCAGGUCCCCAUUUCCCCAGCAGCUGACUUGAACAAACCACAUGCUUCUACAGCAGCAGACACUGAUAAAAAGACUGAUACGGUUGAAAAAAGCCCUCCCUCUAAUCCUAGUCCUCAGUGGCCAAGAGAUCUCAGCAGGAGUUCCUCCAGUCUCCUUGCCUCCAAUUUGAGCUAUUCUCCCAGCCAUCUUUCAGUCAAAGAACCAACACCAAGUAUAGCUUCGGACAUAUCACUUCCCAUUGCUACACAGGAGCUGCGGCAACGACUAAGACAACUUGAAAAUGGCACUACGUUAGGACAGUCUCCGUUGGGGCAGAUUCAGCUAACAAUUCGUCACAGUUCACAAAGAAACAAACUUAUGGUGGUGGUUCACACAUGUAGAAAUCUAAUAGCCUUUUCAGAAGAGGGAUCUGACCCCUAUGUUCGAAUGUAUUUAUUGCCUGACAAGAGGAGAUCAGGAAGAAGAAAAACCAGCGUGUCAAAGAAGACUUUAAAUCCAGUCUUUGAUCAGGCCUUUGAUUUCAGUGUUUCAUUAGCUGAUCUGCAGAGGAGAACGCUAGAUGUAGCAGUAAAAAAUAGUGGUGGUUUCUUGUCCAAAGACAAAGGGCUGCUUGGUAAGGUAUUGAUACCACUGGCAUCCGAAGAACUUUCCAAAAAUUUUACCCAGUGGUAUGACUUGACAGAAGAUGGUACAAGGCCUCAUGCUGCACCUUAGGAAACCUGAUUGCCAGAAGCUCCUGUUAGCAUACUUUUGCCAACCUUUAUAUAUUUUAUCAGCAUUGUUCACACAGAUGUACCAAUAUUAUUUUUUAUAACUCUUAGUUAUUAGGUCCAACACUGCUCCCCAACAGUUUUAUAACCCUUGGACAUUUUAUGUAGGCUUAAGUCAGUUUAACUGUAAACCUUCUUGUCUUUAUUUGUUACAGCUAUUUUAAUGUGCAAUAGGGUUUGUAGAGUAACAAUGGAACCUUUUUUUGGAUUUGUACCCUUGAGAAAAGUGAGAAAAUGUUUAUCUGUUUUUCCUACCUUGUUUAGUUUUACCCCAAAAUGUUUGCCAUGUAAAUAGAUAGCAUUUUUAAAACGAAUUUUCCUCUGUGGUUAGAGGGCAGAAGACAAGGUCACAGCAAGGAUAUUUUCUUCUAAACAUGUGCUGUAAAAUCUGUAGACCAUGUUUUGGGAAUGGUCAUGGCAGCAAAAUGGUCUUAAUUUUACUAAUAUUAUAGAUUAAAAGUCUGGGAGAAGUUAACAUACCAGUUAGCCCACAUAUUUCUAGCCUUAAAGGCUUACAAGAAGGGAGAGUAAAAAUAUUAACUUUUUAAUAUUUAUAUGAAAAUGUAUUCUUGAAAUUUCAGCCAGAUGAUGCAUAUAGCUCACAAAUUCAUUGAGAUAUUAUAAAGAAAAGUAUAUAUAUAAAUACUGUAUAAAAAAGUCUAUCAAGGUCCUAAAAUCAUAAUAUGUUCAUUUGGGGACUCUAUAAUGUGAAAGUGAAGGCUUCAGUAAUUUAGUGCACUUUGCAGUCAUUGCUUCCUGUGAGAGUUUAGUUCCCCUGACUACCAGAAAAUUGUCUAUGCAACAGUAUGAUUAAGAGUUUGAUAUUAACCCCCCAUGAUCCAACAUUUAUAGUAGUAUCACAUUGAUCGAUAAUACCUCCUUUAUAACUGGGUCUUCACAGCAUAAUUAUUGUUGUCAUCAUAAAAUGCUGGUUUGUCUGCAGUUAAACUGGAACUUUUAUUAUAGAAAAUUCCAUCCAUGUCUGAAUAUCUGACUGACUCUUUGGUUGCUUCAUGAUGCUCAUAGCAGAACUUGGAGGAGUUAUCUCUCUUUAUGGGUGUAACUUCCAUGUAAUAGUCACAUUCCAUUUAAAUGCCACUGUGUUCUGCUGCAAGGACCAGCACCAGAGUCCAUCAGAUACAUCCCCAGUAAGGAGUCUUUUACUGGAAGUGAAAAGGUGUUCUUUGGAGAUUGCAUCAAACCAGCACUGAAUUUGCAUGUGUUACUUCUGAAUGAUAAUCAUGCAGUAAAGAAAGUAAAAGAACCAUUUUAAAUCAAGAGUGAGUUGUAAUCAGUGUAGCUUUUUCAUUUCAUUUUUACAGGCCCAGGAAAUUCAAAAGUAGGGUUUUUGGACAGAGUGGGGUUGAACCUUGAAGAUGAUUUGAGUGUGAGUGUUUUGCUUCCUUUCAAUCACUAUUGCAUUCAGAAUCAAUGAGGCAUUAAAUGUAUUUCUUCAUUUCAAAAACUUGUUCAGAUGAGUUUAUCAGCAACAAAAAAGAUGCUUGUAUUUUGACCCAAGAAGCAGUAUAGUUUAUCUGUGGACAGUAGCCUCACAGUCUUGGACUUUUAAGAGUGAAUAAAUUUGUGGAAUAUUAGCUUUAAAAUUAAAACUUAUAGAGUCUUUACCUCUAGUAUAGACGAUUAGUAUCAUCUUGCAGGAACCUCUCCUGCAUAUUAAUUUCAGCUUGCACAAAUGUUCCCGUUGUGCCCUUUAAGUACACUACUAAGAAUACCAAAGUGCCUGUCAUAUAUGUAAGAGAUUGUUCCUACCAAAAUUUACAAAAUAAAUCAUUUUUCGUUUUUCAGCCUG
Sceloporus undulatus (fence lizard) is the source of this 4702-nucleotide messenger RNA. It is a transcript of the gene ESYT2, whose product is annotated as extended synaptotagmin 2. The transcript is spliced from 24 exons. Gene Ontology annotation, biological process: lipid transport. Bases 107 to 2836 code for a protein of 909 amino acids. NCBI's taxonomy places the organism in Eukaryota, Metazoa, Chordata, Lepidosauria, Squamata, Phrynosomatidae. Gene Ontology annotation, molecular function: lipid binding. The record is from RefSeq and is a predicted model, not a curated record.